Ilex paraguariensis (yerba mate) is the source of this 1106-nucleotide messenger RNA. NCBI's taxonomy places the organism in Eukaryota, Viridiplantae, Streptophyta, Magnoliopsida, Aquifoliales, Aquifoliaceae. The record is from the annotation of a GenBank genome assembly.
GCCCAAAACCAUAGUAGGGAAACUCAGGUAAUCAAAUCAUCAUCGUCUGAUCGUUGGUAGGAGCGUUACAGUUGAAUGAUCGGUCCGGUUGGGGAAGAGAGCACACAGUGAAAACAUGACAGCCACAGCUCAAUCGUUCAAUGGCAACUUGAAGAAAGCACUUGCUGGGUUAAGACGUAUCAAUCUUGAAGGGCUGCGAUGGAGGGUGUUCGAUGCCAAAGGCCAGGUCCUUGGGAGGUUAGCAUCUCAAAUAUCCACUGUGAUUCAGGGCAAAGAUAAGCCAACUUAUGCGCCCAAUCGCGAUGACGGGGAUAUGUGCAUUGUUCUUAAUGCAAAGGAUGUUUGUGUAACUGGGAGAAAACUUACUGAUAAGUUCUACCGAUGGCAUACUGGGUAUAUAGGCCAUCUAAAGGAAAGGAGCUUAAAGGACCAGAUGGCCAAGGAUCCUACUGAAGUUAUUCGCAAAGCUGUCUUACGCAUGCUCCCGAGAAACAAGUUGCGUGAUGAUAGAGAUCGAAAACUGAGGAUAUUUGCUGGCAAUGAGCACCCCUUUGGUGAUAGGCCCAUCGAACUAGCUGUGAUGCCUCCACGACAAGUAAGAGAAAUGCGUCCCCGCGUGAGGCGAGCUAUGAUUCGAGCUCAGAAGAAGACUGAGCAACAGCAAGAAGGCACUACGGAUACAAGAAAAGGCAGAAAGAAAGAAGAGGUCAAAGCAGAAUUGAGUGCCUAGAGAAGUAUGGCAAGAGAUUUGCUUAUAUACUCCAUGUAAACACCCUAGAUCUGGUCAUGGGCUCCUGCUUUUCUUCUUUUUUUUUUUGGCUCAAAAAAUGAUAUUGGCAUGGCAGCCUUCCCUUGGAAUCUGUUAUAAUGUCAUCGGGAUUUUGUUUAGAUGGGGUACUUAUUUUGGCAAGCAUAGAAAGAACAAUGGGGCUUAUCAGUUUUUCUUUGUCGUGUUUGAAGCUCAAGUUACGAUGAGGAUUCUGCUACACAUUCUAUUUUUUGGCGGCUUGCCGAGCUUGAUCACUAAGCUUAGUCUUCCUGUUUAGAACCUUAUUAAUGAUUGGCUAACUUGGAGUAGGCAUCUUGCGUUGAAGCAAUACUAGGAC